AUUGUCAAAGCAUUUCCUUCACAUUUUGUGAAAAUAAUGUAGGUAAAUAAAAAUAAAUGAGGUAGUUAUCCAAUAAGAUAUUUAUUAAUAGUAACAGACUGCUAAGUGUUGAUGGAAAAAUUGAGUAAUUUGCUUAAAAAUGAGUAAGAGAAAAUUAGGAAUAAUGACUGGAUCGGGUACAACAAAACAACCAAGACAUUGGUCCUUAGGACUUCUCGGUUCAAUGGAAGACCCAGAGUCUAUUGUUAAAAAGACAGAAAGGAUUGUUGUCAUAAGGGAUAAAUACCCUAAAGCAAAAAUCCAUUAUCUUGUCCUGCCUUAUGAGGACAUUAACAGUAUUUAUAAGCUAACCGAAAAACAUACUAGUCUGUUAGAAGAAUUUGGAAAACUUUACGAAGAAUUAAAAGAGAAACAUAAGGAGAGUAACCUUCGAGCCGGCUUUCAUGCAGUGCCAAGUAUGCAAAGGCUGCACAUGCAUGUCAUUAGCACGGAUAUGAUAUCACCAUGCCUAAAAACUAAAGUGCACUGGAAUAGUUUUACAACUAGAUUUUUUAUACCAUAUCAAGAUGUUCUAAAAGGUAUAAAAGAAGAUGGUGGGAUCAAAAAAAUAUCUAAUGAACUUCACAAGAGUUUAAUGUCAACAGAAUUAAUAUGUAAUCAAUGUAAUUUCAAACCUAAAAAUAUGCCUCAACUAAAGGAACAUUUAUUGACUCAUGUGAAAUAGUUAAAUAUAAUAUAAUAUUUUUUUAUUAUUUAUUGGACUCUGUGUGGCAAGUGAUCUGGUCAUUAAUUUUGGAUUCUGUGAUUAAAAUACUUGCGAAUAUAAAAAUACUACACUGUA
This is a messenger RNA of Galleria mellonella (greater wax moth), 841 nucleotides long. It is a transcript of the gene Aptx, whose product is annotated as aprataxin. Gene Ontology annotation, biological process: single strand break repair; double-strand break repair. The record is from RefSeq and is a predicted model, not a curated record. Bases 140 to 724 code for a protein of 194 amino acids. The transcript is spliced from 2 exons. Gene Ontology annotation, molecular function: single-strand break-containing DNA binding; single-stranded DNA binding; mismatched DNA binding. Gene Ontology annotation, cellular component: nucleus. Lineage: Eukaryota; Metazoa; Arthropoda; Insecta; Lepidoptera; Pyralidae.